Molecule: messenger RNA, 2690 nt
Organism: Heteronotia binoei (common prickly gecko)
Lineage: Eukaryota; Metazoa; Chordata; Lepidosauria; Squamata; Gekkonidae
Gene: SCYL3
Product: SCY1 like pseudokinase 3
Exons: 14
Coding region: 180-2426 (748 amino acids)
Biological process (GO): protein phosphorylation
Molecular function (GO): protein kinase activity; ATP binding
Source: RefSeq, a predicted model, not a curated record
UCUAUGGCGAGUAGAAGCCGGAAGCUGGCCUCGUCGCCCCCCCGCCGCUUGUUGUGGAAGCGGCGAACGGAGGGCAGCCGGGCGCCCUCUUCGCAUCCCCCUAAGCGGGGCAGCAGCUCCUUUUGACACUAGAAGAAGAAAAAAGAAGCCCCUGCAAAACGGCUUGAGCGUACAAGGUAAUGGGCUCGGAGAACAGCGCUUUAAAGCGUGAUGCACUGGAAGAGCCGCCGUUCACGCUGCCCUCCGGAGUCAACAUUUACCCAGCAGUGCUUCAGCGUGGCAAACUCGCCUCUGUCUUUGUGUACAAGAGCGAGAACGAAGACAACGUUAACAAAGCUGCCAAGCACCUGAAAACUUUGCGCCACCCUUGCCUCCUGCGCUUCCUCUCUUGCACUGUGGAAAUCGAUGGGAUCCACUUGGUCACAGAGCGUGUGCAGCCCGUGGAGAAGGUCCUGGAGAACCUCUCUUCUUCGGAGAUAUGUGCUGGAAUCUAUGACAUUUUGCAAGCUCUUGUCUUCCUCCAUGAUAGAGGAAACCUAACACACAACAAUGUCUGCCUGUCAUCUGUGUUCGUGAGCGAAGAUGGGCACUGGAAACUAGGCGGCAUGGAAACGGUCUGCAACCAGAAUGAAGCUAUGGCAGAGUUUCUGCAUAGCAUCGAGUCAGUACGAGAGAAGACGGGCGUCCCACCUGAAGAAAUGUGUGCAGAGUUCCAGCGUCUUCCAGAGGGCCAGGGCCAUGCCCGGGACGCCUAUUCAUUUGGGGCAAUGGUCGAAAACCUGUUGACUUUUUUAAAUGAAGAGGUUUCAGAGGAUGUUCUCUUCAGCUUUCAGCAAACUGUGCGCUCUCUUCUGCUAAAUUCAGAUCCGUCGUGCCGGCCACCACUAUCCAGUUUGUUGACCCAUGAAUUCUUCAGGAAUGAUUUCCUGGAAGUUGUGAGCUUUCUGAACACUUUAACACUGAAAACUGAAGAGGAAAAAACUGAAUUUUUCAAAUUUCUGCUGGACAGAGUAGCUGGCUUGUCAGAGAAGCUGAUUGCUUUGCGGCUGGUGCCUCUCUUGCUCAAUCAGCUUGUGUUUGCGGAACCCGUCGCUGUCAAGAGCUUCCUCCCCCACCUCCUGGGGCCAAGGAUAGAUAAAGUAGGUGAGAAUCAAAUCAGCGGCCUGCUUUCUCCAGCGGUCUUCCAGGCACACGUCAGCCCGGUGCUGCUGAAGCUCUUUGAGGUGCAUGAGGAGCACGUGCGGAUAGUGCUGCUGUCUCACCUGAAUGCCUACGCCGAGCUAUUCACUCAGAAAGAGCUGAAAAACAUCAUCUUGCCACAGGUUUUACUGGGGCUGCGUGACACUAGCGACGCUCUGGUAGCUGUAACGCUGCAGAGCUUAGGAGUGCUGGUCUCUCUGCUCGGACCUGACGUUGUCGUAGGGGGUGACAGAACAAAGAUCUUCAAAUGCUCUGCACCGAGCUUCACCAAAACCUCCGACCUUUCCCCUGAAGAAUCUCCCACUCACAUAAUGAGCUGCCAGAGUAAGCAAACCUAUAAGCCCCUGCAGAGUAAUCCUUCAGGCAUCCUCUUCAAGUGCCCCAACUCUGGAAAUAUGUCCUUCAGCAACAAGAACCAUGUGCCAAGGCAAGAUUCUCAUGUGGCCUUAAAGAAAGGGGGACAAGAAGACGCUUCCUGGUCUUUAAAUGGAGUUCCUGCUGGAUUAAACGCAUUGAGGAGCAGUGGUAGCUGCCUGCUGGGAACAGAGAACACAACAGAGGAAUGGCCGGACUGGAGUGAGUGUGAGGAGCCAGAGACUGAGCAAAGCACAGCUGUCAAUCUGGAAAGGCAAGAGCUUCAUGUUGGCGGUGGUCCCUGUCUUUCCAACCAUGAUCUCACAGAUAAGAAAACUUGGGCUGAUGCGGCUCACAACUCUCCCUUAAGCUCCUCAGGAAACAGACCCAAUGACGUUGCAGAGCCUCGGCUCCCUCCCAGUACGCUGGAGUUCAAAACAGAAUUUAGAACUCUGCCUUCGAGUUUUUCCUCUGGGCCUGGCAGCCACAGUCGGGAUGCCCCCAAGGACCCGCAGGACCAAAGCUGCAGGCAGCCCAAGGCGUCACAUCUGGAACGGUCUCCAAAGCAGGAAUGCGGUUUAGGAGAGGAAUUCACGAUCCAGGUGAAGAAGAAAGAGUUGCAUGACCCUGAACUGGACUGGUUUGCUGAUAUGGUGCCAGACAUCAAACCUGCAUCAGCACUCCUGAUUCUGCCAGAGCUCGGGCCCCAUCCUGUUGCUCAGAGCAACUUAGAUGCCGUUUCCAGCAGUGUGGGUGAUUCUCAGAAGGUGCGGUUUUCUUCCAAAUUUGCAGCUGCUGCUGUUACAGAGGUAGACGAUGUUGGCUGGGAAGAAGAGGAGGAGCUAAAGUGGGAAGAUGAAACCAACUGGUAAUACCAGACUUUUGCUUGUGUCGGAGUUUGCCGCUUCUACUGUGCCCUGGACAAUUUUUCCCCCCACAAGCAGCAAAAAACCCCUUCAGAAUACCUUCCCAGGAGGAGCAAGUAUUUACUUUUCAGACCUGCAAGGCGGGCCUGCUGCCCUCGGUGCUAGAAAAACAGCUGUCGGACUGAGGGAAUGCAUUGAAGAUAGAUGGUUUUAUCUUUCUGGAACAGUUAUUUGUGGAGAACACUAGGAAAAAAUAAAUGGAUAACUUAC